This is a messenger RNA of Parnassius mnemosyne (clouded apollo), 732 nucleotides long. The record is from the annotation of a GenBank genome assembly. NCBI's taxonomy places the organism in Eukaryota, Metazoa, Arthropoda, Insecta, Lepidoptera, Papilionidae.
AUGGCGGUGAACAACAUUUCUAAAAAGCGCAAAUUCGUUGGGGACGGUGUAUUUAAGGCAGAACUUAACGAGUUCUUGACCAGAGAAUUAGCUGAAGAUGGCUACUCCGGCGUGGAGGUACGAGUCACCCCCACACGAUCAGAGAUUAUCAUUAUGGCAACUAGAACACAAAGCGUGCUCGGUGAAAAAGGCCGCAGAAUUCGCGAGUUGACUUCUGUAGUGCAGAAGAGAUUUAAUAUCCCUGAACAAUCAGUAGAGCUGUAUGCUGAGAAGGUCGCCACCCGUGGUCUUUGCGCUAUCGCUCAGGCUGAAUCUUUGAGAUACAAAUUGAUUGGAGGUCUGGCUGUCCGUCGUGCAUGCUACGGUGUCCUCCGUUUCAUCAUGGAAUCUGGAGCCCGAGGCUGUGAAGUGGUUGUAUCUGGCAAAUUGAGAGGUCAACGUGCCAAGUCUAUGAAGUUCGUUGAUGGCCUCAUGAUCCACUCUGGUGACCCUUGCAAUGACUAUGUCAACACAGCCACACGGCAUGUGUUGUUGCGGCAAGGUGUACUUGGUAUUAAGGUGAAAAUCAUGUUGCCAUGGGACCAGCAGGGCAAGAACGGCCCCAAGAAGCCCCAGCCCGACCACAUCCUGGUUACGGAACCAAAGGACGAGCCGGUGCCUUCCGAGCCCACCAGCGACGUGCGAACACUUCCGCCAACAACUUUGCCGCCACCCGUGGCCGCCGUUGCUUAG